AUGACAAAACGCAUCCUUUUUGUUUUCACAUCUGCAAACCAAACUCUCACAGGUGCCAGCACGGGAUGGUACCUUCCUGAAGCCGCUCAUCCUUACUACAUUCUCGCGCCUCAUUUCACUAUCGAUUUUGCCUCUCCUGCGGGUCCCAAUCCACCUGUGGAUGAAUACAGCGUCCAGACGUUCCCAGACGACAUAGGCAAAUUCCUUGAAAAUUCCGAGGUCCAGAAGAAGCUCUCGACAACUAAAAAGCUUUCUGAGGUUAAUCCCGAUGAUUACGAUGCGAUUUUCUAUGUAGGGGGCCAUGGUCCUGUCUUGGAUCUGGCAGUGGAUCCUGUCAAUAUCAAGCUUGCAUCUCAAUUCUAUCGUACUGGAAAAUUGGUCGCCGCUGUUUGCCACGGACCAGCUGCCCUUGUUGGCGCCACCGACGAGUCUGGCAAAUCCAUCUUUGCUGGCAAAGCUUUCACUGGCUUUUCAAAUGUCGAGGAAGAGCAGGUCGGCAAAGUGAAGGAUAUACCGUUCUUGCUGGAAGACAAGAUCUCCAGUCUUGGGGGUAAAUACGAGAAAGCAGCAGAACCUUGGGGGCCCAAGGUCGUCGUUGCUGGUAACCUAAUCACAGGGCAAAAUCCGGCUUCAGCUCAUCCCAUCGGAGAGGCCAUUCUCCAAGCCUUGCAGAAAUAA
Suillus fuscotomentosus is the source of this 678-nucleotide messenger RNA. RefSeq names its product class I glutamine amidotransferase-like protein. Lineage: Eukaryota; Fungi; Basidiomycota; Agaricomycetes; Boletales; Suillaceae. The transcript is spliced from 7 exons. The record is from RefSeq and is a predicted model, not a curated record. The coding region runs from base 1 to 678 and encodes 225 amino acids.